AUUUAUCUCAAUUUGUUCCUUCCCUUUCCACUGCUAAGUGCUGACCGGGUUCGCUGAAAAUGAAUCCUUCCGGAGACGAAGGGGAAGACGAAACGCUGCAGAAAUCCGACCAAGAAUUAUUGUUUCCAGAGCUCCUCAACUUCGCAAGCAGAGCUCAAGCCCUAAUCUCAGAACUUUUGCUUUUAUCUGGUCGAAUCCCUCCUGAGUUUCGCGGUGGUCGUUACGAUCCCGUGCUCUUCGAUCUUAGGUACUUUGAUUCUCCCGAUGAUUUUGAGGCGACAAUCGAAGGAAACGGGGAACUAGAGGUGCUGGAGGACCAGCUUCGGGAAUCUUGUUCUGUAUUUAUGCAGCGUUUUUUCCUUUUAGCAAAUGGCAUUGUGACGUACCAUCAAGAACUACUCAAAUGUCUUAAUGACUUACUGGGAGGAGCCUCUCUAAUGGAGAUAGUGUUGUCCAACGAGAAAGGACGGCAGUUGCUUGCAGAAUCAUUAGCUUUAUUUGGGUGUUUGCUACUACUUCUGGAGCAUCGAAUGGGCGGCUCUUUACGAGAAAAGCUGCUUGUUGCUCAUGUCCGCUAUGUUCGCUGUUUCAAUGCCCCUAAUAUUGAACCCAUGUGUUUGCUAUGUCGUGUUCACCCAUCUCCAUUGGGUCCACUUCAUCAAACUCAUUCGCCUCCUUGGAGCUCUUCAAUAGUCUUUAUUCAAAAGCCUGAAGAUCUUCUACUCCGAUUUCCUUUCCCAAAGCAGGUUGUGGAAUCUGUUAUCAUUUGCCUGAGGGAUUGUGAUUUGUACAAUCUGGUCUGCCAUUACCCCGAUCCUGAGCACCGGACUGUGGCAUUGGCAUCACAAGCUGGAUGGUUGUAUGUUUUGUUGUUCUAUUCACCAGAGUUUCUGCAUAAUGGGUUUGUGAUGCGAGAGAUUAUUGAUCGGUUCUUUAAAGAUUCUUGGGUGGUUCCAUUUUUUAUGUACUUUACUGUGGAUUUAUCAACAUCAUGGGAUGCAUAUAAAGGAGCAAAAGCGUCCAUAUCCUCUUGUCUUUCCUCAUUGUUUGUUCGUGAUCUUUGCCAGCUUCAUUACUCAAAGGUUAAAGAUCUUACGUUUGAAAUAUGUUCGCUUCUCUCUGAUGGUAUUCUGACAAGGGAUUAUGUGUUGAAUAACUCCCAGUCUCUUCUAUCCUUGGUUAGGAAUUGCAAUAUUUCACUCCGCUGGUUGCUGCUUCACAGAUCUAGUAGUGACAAAAAAUUAAGGGACAUAGUUACUUCUGCAGGAACUGCUCAUCAGAUAGAUGAAGAGAGCAUAGUAUUUUUCUUCUUGAGGACCUCACAACUUGAGUUUGAAGUGAAACAACUGUAUGUAGAACUUUUGGAUGGCAACGGAACAAUGUGGCAAGAGAGCAAACACUCUGCUUCUGAAUGUGUGCAAGAAUUAUCCAAAUAUUAUUCAGGGCCACAGGCAUUGUCAUGGAAAAUAAAGGAAGAAAGUUUGGAGGACUGGUUGAGGAAUUUGUCUAUGGAGAUUUGCUCAGUAGACUACACAAAAAUUGGAAAUGCCAGCAGAAAGCUAUAUCAUAUGAUGUUCACAUUGAAAGAAAUUGAACAAUUUCAUGAGAUCAAAGAAAAUUUGCAAACCAAGCAAUUCCUUUCCAGAAUUCAGAAGCACUUGCAGCAUAUGCUUGAAGCCCUUAAUUUACACCAUGAUGCUCUCUUAACCUUCUCUGUGGUUACUGAUGCUGUCUAUGCUUGGGGAUUUGUUCGAAGUUUUGGCAAGAAGUUGUGGAAGAAAAUUGAGCAAGAUUCCUCAGUUGUGCUGAAUCUGCCUUCUUUCUUCCUGAAAUUUCAAUCAAUGCUUGAUGCACCACUACUUAGGAUAUCACAGAACUGCAGUCCGGAUCUUUCAUCUGUCUCUGCUUACUAUUCCUCUGAGUAUUUGACUCAUAUAUGUGCGGUACUGGAGAUUAUACCUGUUAUGCUGUUUAGAAUACUUGAUGAUGUAGCAUCCACUUUUCAAGCUCUACAACCAUUUCACCUGUUGAACCGUAUAGAGAAGGAUAGACUUCAAGAUUUUAUGCAGCUGGAUCAGCAGUUUCAUUUAACCAAGGCAUUUGGUCAAAUAUCUACUUUCUCACAGGGAAUACUUGUUGCAUCUCAGACUCUUCAUGGUCUCAUUAACUUGGAUGUGAAGAACUGGCUCGAGAGUAAAGUAAGGGAAGAACUUCUCAAACGCUUUGACAACCGGCUGAAAUCUUUUUUCUUGUCCUCUAGUGUUGGAUUUGAAGAUCUAGAAAUGAAUGUACAGAAGAUGGCAACUUAUAUUCUUUCCGAGUUUCAUCUAAUGGAAUAUUUUCAGGGUCUAAUUCAUAUUCAGUGGACUCACAUUUGGGAAGAAGAAUUCACCGCCUUUUUGCAGGAUAGUGCUCAGAAAGAGCGUGAUGAUUAUGUACAAGUGAAUGAUUUCUCAAGCGCACAGACAUUUUUGGGGCAUUUACUACACCGAAUUCUUAAGCUGACAAAUCCCUCCCAGUCAAUGUAUAUAGAACCUAUGAGUGGUUGGUUUGAUGCAGCAGGACAUGAAUUAUUAGGGCUCCGAUUCUUUGAUCUACUAGAAUCAUGUGUAGGACCCGUUGGAAUGGCUAGCUUGGACUCUCUAUUAGCUUUCAUUAUUAUGAAUAAAUUAGAGCAUGCUUUGAAGGUUCUUAAAAGUCUGUUGGAUGCAAGAUGCUUGGAAGACUUGCAAAUGCUGGAUGUUGCCUUGGGUCCUGCUAGCUCCUUGCCUUUAUUGGGAUGGUCAUCCUAUAAGCAGAUGGCCAAAUUUGUGGACAUGUCAUGGGAACCAUGGGUUGAAUCUCUAGCAUGUAUUGGCCAACUGCAGUUAUUAAGAUGCUUAAUAGCAUUAAAGCUGAAGUCAGCAGGCAAGGUUAAAGCAAGUUUAGUUUCUUCAGCAGUUGAUGGUAUGCUUGUUCCAGUUUCCUUUCAAAAUGAUAAAAUACUAAAGGGUAUCAGAAAGGAGAACAGUAAAAUAAUGGAACUUUUGCACCGUGAAUUGAGUAAGCAAGGAAUGUUGUGUGGCUAUUGCACACCUCUUCAGACCCUUUAUAUUUCGGAAGAGCCUCCUCCUUUCUUAAGCAGAUGUGCAUCCAUUGUUACAAUCUCACAGUUGCCUCGGUAUGUACUUGAUACUCACUUGAGUACGCUGACAAGUCGAAUGAAGAAAGUCCCAUUAGAUUUUUCUCCAGUAGUUAUUGGACUUGGAACAUUCCUCAGGCAGUUUAAUCCUACUUACAUGGUUCAGUAUGUUCAGUACAUGUGUCAGUACAUAAAAAUUGCAGCUGAAGCAGCAUUUGGAGGAAUAGAUGAAACUGCGAAACGUCCUAUUGAGCCUAUGCCAGAGGUCCUGAAAUCAGCAUUUUGGCUAUUGCAUUUCUGUAAGCAUAUGGGGAUCCCAGAGGAACUAGCACACUCAUGCCUACCACCUCUAGUUUCUGUUCUACAAGCGUAACAACUAACAACUGAGGAGAAUUUUGCUUCUAACUGGUAAAGCUCACCAUUUUACAGGAACUCCAAUCGCUUUUGCAUAUUCUGACAGUUAGCUUUGGUUGGAAUACAUCCAUUGUAUCUGCAAGGAACCAACUCAGCAACUGGAAUAUUGAGUUGCCCUUGCCAAGUGAAAUCAUCACGAUGAGUCCCUAAGUAGCAUUGGGGACAUGUUAUGGUUCUGCCUGUUAAAAGCUUUCCUUGAUGGUAAUUCAAUCAGGAACCUCAGGAUGCUAGGAUGGGUGGAAGUGCUGAGAAAUAGUGAUGGAUAUAUAGCAAGCGUACAAGGCCAUUGUGAGACAACAUCCAACAUAGUGGAAAUGAGAUGUUGAUUUUUUGUUAACAAUUUGCACAGGAUCUGCGGAUUCAAAACUUCAUUGUUGAAGAGGAGUCUGCCCUUAUGAUAGGUUGGGCCUUGUUGGAGGACCAAGGGCCAUGCCAAUUCACUGACCUCAGUUGAUGCGGGGGAUCUUGCUUCUAACUUUAGAAACUCAUUUGUGUUGGUGGUCAUGAUCUUCAAACUCUUUGGCAGAUGCAUUAGCUAAAGAGGGAGACGAAAGGAGAGCGAGGAAUGUAGGAGAAUGGCCUAUCAUGUAGGUGAAACAAGUAGAUUUUUAAGUUGUGGUAGCCUGUAUUACUUAAACAGGUUGUAUACAUCCUCUUAUGAUCAAUGAAAGCAUUAAUAUUU
Molecule: messenger RNA, 4217 nt
Organism: Telopea speciosissima
Lineage: Eukaryota; Viridiplantae; Streptophyta; Magnoliopsida; Proteales; Proteaceae
Product: WASH complex subunit 5-like
Exons: 29
Coding region: 60-3494 (1144 amino acids)
Biological process (GO): regulation of actin nucleation; endosome organization; actin filament polymerization
Cellular component (GO): WASH complex; endosome
Source: RefSeq, a predicted model, not a curated record